This is a messenger RNA of Carassius gibelio (silver crucian carp), 2042 nucleotides long. RefSeq names its product hyaluronan-binding protein 2. The record is from RefSeq and is a predicted model, not a curated record. Bases 57 to 1961 code for a protein of 634 amino acids. Gene Ontology annotation, biological process: proteolysis. Gene Ontology annotation, molecular function: calcium ion binding; serine-type endopeptidase activity. NCBI's taxonomy places the organism in Eukaryota, Metazoa, Chordata, Actinopteri, Cypriniformes, Cyprinidae. The transcript has 14 exons.
UCACACACACUUGUAUAGACAUAAACACCCACACACUCAAAGGACACUGACCUUAUAUGCGAAGUAAGAUCUGCAGUGCGUCACUGCUUCAGAGACCAACGGCCAGCAUGAAUCUCAAACUGUGUCUGCUGCUCCUCUUUCUCUGUGCUGUCAUUGUUCCUGCAAAGUUGAAUAAAGAAAAACAUGAUAAACAUGAUAAGCUUGAGGAACGUGGGAAACAUGGGCAACAUGAGAAACCCGGACCACAAGAUAAACCUGAGAGACCUGGUGGUAGACAUCGUGCAAAGAGAGGCAAAGAAAGACUGGCGAUCCUGAAGGCUGAGUUUGAAAGCUCACGUGACUCUGAUGAUGACGACGAUGCAAACGAUUGGCUGUUUGAGCUUCAAGGUGUAAGAGGAAAAUGCAGUCCAAAUCCAUGCCUGAACGGGGGGCAGUGUGAAGAAAAGAAAGAUCAAUUCAUAUGCAAAUGCCCAAAGCAAUUUGUAGGUAGAAGAUGCCAGAGAGGGAAAAGGGUUUGCAAGAGUGGAGCAUGUGGGACAGGACUGUGUCUUCUGACCCAGUCUCCUCCCUACUAUAAGUGCAAGUGUAUUCCACCAUUUGCACCACCAAACUGCAAAAUACCUACUCCAUGUAAUCCAAACCCGUGUCAGAAUAACGGCAGAUGUGUUGUAGACGACGGUGAUUUUGAGUGCAUCUGUCCUGAUGGUUACAGUGGACAAUACUGUAAAGUAGGCCCUGAUGACUGCUAUGAGGGGGAUGGACAGUCAUACAGAGGGAAGGUGUCUGAGACAGAAGAUGGGGAUGAGUGUCUCGACUGGAACUCUGAGUUCAUUCUGGAUAAAGGAGUUUUUCCUUCAGUGACAUUUGCAUCUACUGAAGGCUUGGGACCGCAUAACUUCUGCAGAAACCCUGAUGGAGAUAAGAAGCCAUGGUGCUUUAUAAAGAAGGACAAGAAACUUCGAUGGGAUCAUUGUAAUGUCAGAAAAUGUCCCAUGACAGCUCGGCCCACCACAGCUGAAUUCUUAGGCAGUAUUCCACCAAAAGAAACUCCUCUCCAACCAACCGUACCAGCUAAGACAGAUGGCAGCAUAACCCCAGAGAGCACCAGUUCAGCCCAGAUAGCCCCUGCUACUGUCCCACCAGUCACUUUACCAAAGAACUAUACUUUAACAAAGAAUUUUCUAACCUGUGGUAAACCUGAGCCAAAAAAACAACUUAACCGGAUUUACGGAGGUCUUAAAGCUAUUCCUGGAGCCCAUCCAUGGCAAGUAUCAGUCCAGGUUAGGCCUAAGGGAACCAUCCAAGACUACAGACACAUCUGUGGAGGCACCCUUAUCAAGCCUUGUUGGGUGCUGACUGCUGCCCACUGUAUUGAUAAAAAGCAUGAUUACAGAGUUCUAUUGGGAGGACUAAAUUUGAUACAAAAGGAGCAAACAGAUCAGACCGUGGUGGUUGAGGACACCAUCAUCCAUGAGAAGUAUAAGGAAACCCCUGAUGUUGUCUACAAUGAUAUUGCUCUUUUAAAACUGAAAACUACUAAUGGAGAAUGUGCUAAGGAAACUCAGUUUGUGAAGGCCGCCUGCUUGCCCAAAGAACCGUUUGCAGAUGGAACAGAAUGCAGAAUUUCUGGAUGGGGAGCCACAGAGACGUCGAUGUAUGGCUCUAUGCAUUUGCUUGAUGCACAGGUUUUGCUGAUUUCUCAGGAGGCUUGUUCCAGCAAAAACGUAUAUGCUUCUUUGCUGGAUGAUGGCAUGUUUUGCGCUGGUUAUCUCAAGGGAGGAGUAGAUUCCUGUCAGGGUGACUCUGGUGGACCUUUAACCUGUGAGAGAAAUCAAACACACUAUAUCUACGGUGUAGUGAGCUGGGGAGACAAUUGUGGGGAGAAGAACAAGCCUGGCGUCUAUACCAGAGUCCUUAAAUAUUUGGAUUGGAUCAAUAAAAAAAUUAGUGUCCCACAGUAGCAUGUCUAUGAAAUAUUAACCACGGCCACAGUGUUUUCUGUUUGAGAUAAUUCUUCUGAUGAAUUAAAAAAGCUUGCGUCA